Ochotona princeps (American pika) is the source of this 2379-nucleotide messenger RNA. Its product is annotated as CUB and sushi domain-containing protein 2-like. The record is from RefSeq and is a predicted model, not a curated record. Lineage: Eukaryota; Metazoa; Chordata; Mammalia; Lagomorpha; Ochotonidae. Bases 1 to 2379 code for a protein of 792 amino acids. The transcript has 15 exons.
AUGGGUCAUGGUGCAGACCCUGGAGAGGAUGUGGAGAGCUCUGACCAUCCCCAGAAGGAAGAAGGGUCCAUUGAAUUCAAAACCGAAGUCAACUAUGAUACUUUGGAAGUGCGAGAUGGACGGACAUACUCGGCACCCUUGAUUGGGGUAUACCAUGGGACGCAGGUCCCCCAGUUCCUCAUCAGCACCAGCAACUUCCUCUACCUCCUGUUCUCUACUGACAAGAGCCACUCAGACAUCGGCUUCCAGCUCCGCUAUGAAACUAUAACCCUACAGUCAGACCACUGCCUGGACCCAGGGAUCCCUGUAAAUGGGCAGCGUCAUGGGAAUGACUUCUAUGUGGGUGCCCUGGUGACCUUCAGCUGUGACUCAGGCUACACACUGAGUGACGGGGAACCCCUGGAAUGUGAGCCCAACUUCCAGUGGAGUCGAGCUCUGCCCAGCUGUGAAGCUCUCUGUGGGGGAUUCAUACAAGGCUCCAGUGGGACCAUCUUAUCACCAGGUUUCCCUGACUUCUACCCCAACAACUUGAACUGCACCUGGAUUAUUGAAACCUCUCAUGGCAAGGGUGUCUUCUUCACAUUCCACACCUUCCACCUGGAGAGUGGCCACGAUUACCUCCUCAUCACCGAGAAUGGCAGCUUCACGCAACCCCUGCGCCAGCUGACGGGCUCACGCCUGCCAGCACCCAUCAGUGCUGGCCUCUACGGCAACUUCACCGCCCAGGUGCGCUUCAUCUCCGAUUUCUCCAUGUCCUACGAAGGCUUCAACAUCACCUUCUCAGAGUAUGACCUGGAGCCCUGCGAGGAACCCGAAGUCCCAGCCUACAGCAUCCGGAAGGGCCUGCAGUUUGGCGUGGGUGACACCUUGACCUUCUCCUGCUUCCCCGGGUACCGUCUGGAGGGCACCGCCCGCAUCACGUGCCUGGGGGGCAGACGGCGCCUCUGGAGCUCGCCUCUGCCAAGGUGUGUUGCCGAGUGUGGGAACUCAGUGACGGGCACCCAGGGCACUCUUCUGUCCCCCAACUUCCCUGUGAACUACAGCAACAAUCAUGAGUGCAUCUACUCCAUCCAGACCCAGCCAGGGAAGGGGAUUCAGCUGAAGGCCAAGGCGUUCGAGCUGGCCGAAGGAGAUCUGCUUAAGGUUUAUGACGGCAGCAACAACUCCGCCCGUUUGCUGGGGGUCUUCAGCCGCUCAGAGAUGUUGGGAGUGACUUUGAACAGCACGUCCAGCAGUCUGUGGCUUGAUUUCAUCACGGAUGCGGAAAACACCAGCAAGGGCUUUGAGCUUCACUUUUCUAGUUUUGAACUCAUCAAGUGUGAGGAUCCAGGAACUCCCCAGUUUGGUUACAAGGUUCAUGACGGGGGUCAUUUUGCAGGAAGCUCUGUGACCUUCAGCUGUGACCCUGGCUACAGCCUGCGAGGCAGUGAGGAGCUGCUGUGUCUGAGUGGAGAGCGCAGGACCUGGGACCGGCCACUGCCCACCUGUGUCGCUGAGUGUGGAGGGACAGUGAAAGGAGAGGCAUCAGGACAAGUGCUAUCACCCGGCUACCCAGCUCCCUACGAACACAAUCUCAACUGCAUCUGGAUCAUCGAGGCAGACGCCGGCUGUACCAUCGGGCUCCACUUUCUGGUGUUCGACACGGAGGAGGUCCACGAUGUGCUUCGCAUCUGGGACGGGCCAGUGGAGAGUGGAGUCCUGCUGAAGGAGCUCAGCGGCCCAGCGCUUCCCAAGGACCUGCACAGCACCUUCAACUCCGUCGUGCUGCAGUUCAGCACCGACUUCUUCACCAGCAAGCAGGGCUUCGCCAUCCAGUUCUCAGUGUCCACAGCAACAUCCUGCAAUGACCCUGGGGUCCCACAGAACGGGAGCCGGAGUGGAGACAGUUGGGAGGCCGGCGACUCCACGGUGUUCCAGUGCGACCCUGGCUACGUGCUGCAGGGAAGCGCCGCCAUCAGCUGUGUGAGGAUUGAGAACAGAUUCUUCUGGCAGCCCACCCCGCCCACGUGCAUCGCUCCCUGUGGUGGAGACCUUACCGGGCCAUCAGGAGUCAUCCUUUCACCAAAUUAUCCCGAGCCCUACCCACCAGGCAAGGAGUGUGACUGGAAGGUGACCGUCUCACCGGACUACGUGAUCGCUCUGGUGUUUAACAUCUUUAACUUGGAGCCUGGCUAUGACUUCCUCCAUAUCUACGAUGGACGGGACUCUCUCAGCCCUCUCAUAGGAAGCUUCUACGGCUCCCAGCUCCCAGGCCGCAUUGAAAGCAGCAGCAACAGCCUCUUCCUUGCCUUCCGCAGCGAUGCGUCUGUGAGCAAUGCUGGCUUUGUCAUUGACUACACAGAUAGUGAGGAUUUUAGGUUUACCAUCCCAGCCACCUAA